Messenger RNA from Mus pahari (shrew mouse), 2023 nucleotides. RefSeq names its product chromosome 16 C5orf24 homolog (gene C16H5orf24). The record is from RefSeq and is a predicted model, not a curated record. Lineage: Eukaryota; Metazoa; Chordata; Mammalia; Rodentia; Muridae. The transcript is spliced from 2 exons. Bases 215 to 781 code for a protein of 188 amino acids.
CUCUUCCUCCCGCGUCCGGGGCCCCGCGGUGAGGGCUCCUGGGAGUCGGGCGCUGGCGUGGCCCUCGCCGCCGCCGCCGCCGCCGGCCCUCUGCCGUGACUGGACAGGGCCGCCGGGAGUGUGCGCGGCCGGAGUGAACGGAACGGGCGGGAGCUUUCCUGCCUAUGGGCGGCCCCUGGGCGCUCUGAGGGCCGGGCUCCGAGCGGCCGAGAAAAUGAUGCAUCCUGUUGCCGGCAGUAAUCCAGCGUUCUGUGGGCCUGGCAAGCCUUCCUGCCUCGGUGAAGAUGCCAUGAGAGCUGCUGAUCAGUUCGAUCUGUAUUCCUCCCAGCAAAACAAGUACAGCCACACAGUCAGCCACAAACCAAUGGUUUGUCAGAGGCAAGACCCAUUAAACGAAACACACUUGCAGCCUCCCAGUGGCAGAAACAUAGAGAUAAAAGAUGAACUAAAGAAAAAGAAAAACCUCAAUCGAUCUGGUAAGCGAGGCCGGCCUUCGGGAACCACCAAGUCAGCAGGAUACCGGACCAGCACAGGCAGACCCCUGGGAACUACCAAAGCAGCUGGAUUUAAAACGAGUCCAGGCAGACCUUUGGGUACAACCAAAGCUGCAGGAUAUAAAGUCAGCCCAGGGAGACCUCCAGGUAGCAUUAAAGCUCUGUCCCGUCUUGCAGAUCUUGGUUAUGGCUGUGGCACUGCUGCCUUUCCUUACCCUAUGAUGCAUAGUAGAGUGGUUCACGGGCUUCAGGAAACAAGUGGUGAAGUCAAGCCGCCCAGCGAGUGAGCAAGGCAGGAGAGCAGACAUUAGGAGCAGGUUGUUAGUCACCCCAAAGCGUCUUGUUUUCAUUUGACAUGAUCUUACCACGUGGACUCCCAGUGCUGUUUCUGUUUGCUCUUCCUCACCCUGCACUUCUUUUUCUUUCUUUUUGGCUCAGAAGUUGCCACAAUUGAGAGAUGGACUUUGGGCAGGAGUAGUACAUUGUGUCUGUAUUGUACACGGUUCACUCACGACCCUCAGCAGCUAAGGCAUUUCUGCUUUCCCUUUGUGAACUCCUCCCAUGCUAAGCAGCUGCCCAAGGUAACUUUUAUUUGUGAGUAACCUAUUGUGAGGCAUUGGAACUAAAGGGGCAAAACAGCAACUAGAGAGCAGAUCAGAGGGAUGGCUGUGUGAGCUUAGAACUCUGAAAUAAGACGCAGCUGUCUGGAAGCUUUGGAACUUAAAACACAGCUUCUUAUUUAUUGAUUCGCAUGACAUUAGUUGAUCAUUAAUACUAAAGCGUUGUUGAGUAUCUGCCUUGCAGAGAUUGUCGUUACAGGGUGUGUGUUUUUCAGUUGCCUAAGAACAUAGGCAUCGAACACUACAGACAACUCAGACUUAAAGCCCACACAUUAUAGUUAAUACACAGGAAAGAGAGCCCUUGAAAGUCUGCAUGUAACUAUAAUCAUUCUGUUUUGUCUUUUACAUACUUAGUUUCAAAGUAUUAUAUUUAAAAACAUUUAUUACUAUUGUUCAUUUAUUUAGAAUUUUUUUAGUUUUUCUGAGUAAUUGUUAUUACACUGUGUUAGUACUUAACUGAAUUUUCAGGUUUAUAUCUACCAAAGGACACAAAUUGAGUGGUCGACUGCACAAUUGAUCUAAGCAGAAAGCAGUUUCCUGGCUAUCAAGACCCAAAUACCAGUAAAUGCAAUAACUCAUUAUUCAUGAAACCUGUAAAAUGAGUGCUGGUUAGCAUAAGAAUGGCAUUGUGGCUCCAGGAUGAUCGCUUCUUCCGAAAGAAUUCUCCCUAGUGAGGCUUGCUUUAGGCACAGUAUAGAAAAGAGACAGAUACUGGGCAUGUCGGUAGACUUGUGAAGGGAAGCCUUCUUUUCUGAAUUUUGCUUGUUAAUACACAUUUUAUUUAUUCUGAGUUCUAAAUAAAUAUUGUGAACUUUGAAAUUGAGAAGCUUUCCCUGGGCCAGGUAUGGUGGCCCAUGAAUUUGAUCCCAGCAUUUGGGAAGCUGAGGCAGGCAGAUCUCUGAGUUUGAA